CCCACCCCCGGGUGGUUGCUGCAGCCUACGCUACCUCUAGCACUGCUGGCCGCCCGCGGAGCCGGAGCCCGAGCCCGAGCCCGAACCCGAGCGGCGCCGGUCCCAACGUCGGGCUCCUGGGCCGCGGCGGCGGGCGGGCGAUGCUCCAGCGGCCUGACCAGCCAUGGAGGCCGAGGCAGGCGGCCUGGAGGAGCUGACGGACGAGGAGAUGGCGGCACUGGGCAAGGAGGAGCUGGUGCGGCGACUGCGGCGAGAGGAGGCGGCGCGCCUGGCGGCACUGGUGCAGCGCGGUCGCCUCAUGCAGGAGGUGAAUCGGCAACUGCAGGGUCACCUGGGCGAGAUUCGCGAGCUCAAGCAGCUCAACAGGCGCCUGCAGGCCGAGAACAGGGAGCUGCGCGAUCUCUGCUGCUUCCUGGACUCGGAGCGCCAGCGCGGGCGCCGCGCCGCACGCCAGUGGCAGCUCUUCGGGACCCAAGCAUCCCGGGCGGUACGGGAGGACCUGGGAGGCUGUUGGCAGAAGCUAGCCGAGCUGGAGAGCCGACAGGAGGAGCUGCUGCGGGAGAACCUGGCGCUUAAGGAGCUCUGCCUGGCGCUGGGCGAAGAGUGGGGUCCCCGGGGCGGCCCCGGAGGCGCUGGGGGCUCCGGCGCCGGGCCGACCCCAGAGCUAGCCCUGCCUCCUUGCGGUCCCCGCGACCUAGGCGACGGGAGUUCCAGUACCGGCAGCGUGGGCAGCCCCGAUCAGUUGCCCCUCGUCUGCUCCCCGGAUGACUGAGGGCGCUGCUUCUACGCCGACGCUCGCCAGAAUUGCUUCCUGAGCGCCAGGACUGCUGUGGAUCUCCGUACCUCGACGGUCGCUUCGGCAGUGUAAUAGGGGCCGCUGGCAUGGACUAAGAAUCCCUGACAUUGAGGAAGCCCCCCCGCUCUCGCUGGCGGGGUAGCAGGGGGACUGGAGGCUGGAGCGGAGGGACUUGCUGGGGGUUGGGUGGGGACUAAUAAACUCGGACGGAAGCGGA
Molecule: messenger RNA, 1013 nt
Organism: Marmota flaviventris (yellow-bellied marmot)
Lineage: Eukaryota; Metazoa; Chordata; Mammalia; Rodentia; Sciuridae
Gene: Ccdc85b
Product: coiled-coil domain containing 85B
Biological process (GO): negative regulation of DNA-templated transcription
Cellular component (GO): nucleus
Source: RefSeq, a predicted model, not a curated record